AUGGGUAAUGGUGUGAGAGAAGGUCGAGUGGAUUUCAGACAGGAUGUGGAGCCAGUCCCAGCAGCUCGUCUUCCAUCAGAGGAUAACCAGGAGAAGAAGAAAGUGCUCAACUCGCUGAUGUCUGGUGCACUGGCUGGUGCUGUGGCUAAAACUGCAGUGGCUCCACUGGAUAGGACGAAAAUCAUGUUCCAAGUGUCUUCAAAGAGAUUCUCUGCCAAGGAAGCUUACAGGCUGAUCUAUCACACCUACCUCAACGAAGGCUUCUGGAGCCUGUGGCGAGGGAACUCGGCCACCAUGGUCCGCGUCAUCCCCUACGCCGCCAUCCAGUUCUGUGCACACGAGGAGUACAAGCAGCUCCUGGGCAGCUACUACGGCUUCCAGGGAAAAGCGCUGACUCCCUUCCCUCGGUUCAUUGCUGGCUCUCUGGCAGGCACCACAGCUGCCAUGCUAACCUACCCCCUGGAUAUGGUCCGUGCCCGAAUGGCUGUCACGCCGAAGGAGAUGUACAGCAGCAUUGUCCAUGUCUUCAUCCGGAUAUCCCGGGAGGAAGGAUUGAAGACCUUGUACAGGGGAUUUACACCAACCAUCCUUGGAGUGAUUCCAUAUGCUGGGCUUAGCUUCUUCACCUAUGAGACACUGAAGAAAGUGCAUUCAGACCACAGUGGGAAGUCUCAGCCAUCCCCCCCGGAGCGGCUGCUGUUCGGGGCCUGCGCUGGGCUGAUCGGUCAGUCGGCCUCAUACCCCCUGGACGUGGUUCGGCGCCGCAUGCAGACAGCAGGAGUCAUGGGCCACACCUACAGCUCCAUCCUCCUCACCAUGCAGGAGAUCAUCAGGGAAGAGGGACUGAUCCGUGGCUUGUACAAAGGACUCAGCAUGAACUGGGUCAAAGGUCCCAUCGCAGUGGGAAUAAGCUUCACAACCUUUGACCUGACGCAGAUCCUUCUCCGUAAAUUACAGCACAGCACUAGUGUGGAGAGGUAGUAGCUUAAUCCCCACAGCCCUUGGCAGGGAAGAGUACAAACCGUGUAGAAAGAGCAAUGCUAGUGUUCCCUCACCUCAUGCGUGCUCU
Acanthisitta chloris (rifleman) is the source of this 1069-nucleotide messenger RNA. RefSeq names its product solute carrier family 25, member 42 (gene SLC25A42). The transcript is spliced from 7 exons. The coding region runs from base 1 to 981 and encodes 326 amino acids. The record is from RefSeq and is a predicted model, not a curated record. Gene Ontology annotation, cellular component: mitochondrial inner membrane. Gene Ontology annotation, biological process: transmembrane transport. Lineage: Eukaryota; Metazoa; Chordata; Aves; Passeriformes; Acanthisittidae.